GAGCAGGCUGCCGGAGCCGCUCAGCUUUCAGUGAGUUCAGAAAACUGUUUGCAUACCAAUCUCCCCCUCAACACUGCAUGCUUGUCCAAACUGGGAAUCGCAGAUCUCGGAGCGGUGCUUUGGAUUUUAACAACGCGGACGCUGCUGCUGGUCACAAAUUCACCACAGUGGACAUCCCGGCUGAUCGACAGCCCUUUUAUUUAGUUCCACCUGAACACGCGCGUCCAGCACGCUCCGCGAACAAGUCAUAUUUUUCACAGAGAGGAGAGGAGCAGCUUGUCAGGAGGCUUCAGGACUGGGCUGCGCUUUGAGCCCAUGAAAACAGGAGAGGAGAGAAAAGCAGAAGAAGUCAACAGCUUCACCUGAACAAAGACAACCAUCAAGCAGUUACAGAUGGGGCAGGGAGAGGCAUCAGCGCGAGGGACGACCAUGGAGGGGGAUUGUCUCAGCUGCAUCAAGUACCUCAUGUUUGUCUUCAAUUUCCUCAUUUUUCUGGGGGGUUCUUUCCUCCUAGGAGUGGGAGUGUGGGUACUGGUGGACCCCACAGGGUUCAGGGAAAUCGUAGCAGCCAACCCCCUGCUGUUUACCGGUGUCUACAUCAUCCUGGGUAUGGGAGGCAUGCUCUUUCUCCUCGGCUUCCUGGGCUGCUGUGGAGCCAUCCGCGAAAACAAGUGUCUGCUCCUCUUUUUCUUCAUGCUCAUCCUGCUCAUCUUCUUAGCAGAGCUGGCUGCUGCCAUCCUGGCCUUCAUAUUUCGGGAACAUCUGACCAGAGAGUACUUCACCAAGGAGCUGAAGAGACAUUAUCAGGGCUACAACAACAGUGACGUCUUCACCUCCACAUGGAAUGCCAUCAUGACUACAUUUGACUGCUGUGGGGUGAACAGCCCAGAGGAUUUUAAGGACAGCCUGUUCAGGGUGAUCAACCAAAAUCAUAUGGUGCCAGAAGCCUGCUGCCAGCGUGCCAUUCAGGCCGAGGAGUCUGCCUACAACAGCCAGGAGCAGUGCUUAUCUGGCAAUAUGAUGUACCGCAAUAACAAGGGCUGUUACUCUGCGGUAGUUGACUACUUUGAGCUGUACAUCUAUGUGGCUGGAGCCCUGGCCAUCGUGGUGCUAACCAUUGAGCUUUUUGCCAUGGUCUUUGCAAUGUGUCUCUUCAGGGGAAUCCAGUAGAGCUGCUCCAUCUGUGAACUUCUUUUUUUUUUUUUUAUUAAAAAGAAAAAGGGAAUUCAGGAGAGAAAAAGUAAAAUGGACAUUUGUAAAUUUGAGGAUCUCUUUUUCUAUUGGCUAAUUGGUUGAAAAACAGACCCGUACUUCACAGCUGGACUUUUGAGGUACUGGGUGGCAAAAAACAACAACACAUAGACACACACAAACCAUUGAAAAAAAAACAACAACAACAAACAGAACAUGUUAAAAAAAAAAAAAAGAAAAAAAAAGAUUUGUGUGUAAAGUGGAAACAGUAAUUUGUGGACCAGGUCUGUCACAGACUGGCUAUAACAUGAACCGGGGUUGAGGACCAGGUGAAGCCUGAGCAGAAGGCACUGCACUGACUUUUGGAUGAAGAAUAUUUAUAUUAAGUAAAGUUGGCUUAACUGUAAAAAAAAAAAAAAAAGAAAAAAGAAAAAAAAGUGUUCCAUGUAUACGCUGGCUGUCACAGUUUCCCCAUUCAUAUUGUAUACUGUAACAAACUCCCUUCCUCCACAUGCCUUUUUUACAGCCACACUUCUUUUAAGCUGUAUUAUAUAAGCUGUGUGUGUGUCUGCGUGUAUGUAUGUAUGUGUGUGUGUGUGUGUGUGUGUGUGUGUGUGUGUGUACAUACUGGAUGCUCUUUUUGAAUGCGUAUGAACUUGUUUGUGAGCAUGUGAGCAGCUUGUGGCUCUACUUGACCCCCUCCCCAAGCCUGAAAGCCAACAUCUCUAACUCUUUUUUUCUGUUUGUACGGUGCUGUUUAUUGCAUUAGUGGUUCUAUGUGGUUUUAGGUGGUGAAAUGUAUGUGUAUGCAUUUGUAUUAGAUCCUUGAAAAGUCAGUGACAUAAAUGGCAUUUGAAAUGA
Messenger RNA from Mugil cephalus (flathead mullet), 2052 nucleotides. It is a transcript of the gene tspan18b, whose product is annotated as tetraspanin 18b. The record is from RefSeq and is a predicted model, not a curated record. Gene Ontology annotation, cellular component: membrane. NCBI's taxonomy places the organism in Eukaryota, Metazoa, Chordata, Actinopteri, Mugiliformes, Mugilidae. The transcript is spliced from 9 exons. Bases 394 to 1170 code for a protein of 258 amino acids.